Messenger RNA from Adineta ricciae, 315 nucleotides. The record is from the annotation of a GenBank genome assembly. Lineage: Eukaryota; Metazoa; Rotifera; Eurotatoria; Adinetida; Adinetidae.
AUGCAAAUCUCAACAAUCAUCACUUUCGCUCUUGUUAUCUUGGCAGUCGUUUGUUAUUCGUCUGCCAAUCCAGCGCCCGAAGAAGAACUCAACAUCAUCGACCCUGCGACUCUUGAUGCACCAGAUCGUGUUCGUCGUGGAUGUGACUGUCGAACGACUACUGGUCGAUGUGUCGAUACAGGCAAAUAUCAAUGUUACUUUCGAUCGAGUGGAGCAAGUAUUGUUCAAUGUGUUGGUGGCAACCGAUGGGUAACGAUUGGCAACUGUCCAUCAUCAUGUCGAUCAUGGGGAAAUGAUCAACCAUACUGCAGUUAG